Heterostelium album PN500 is the source of this 2427-nucleotide messenger RNA. RefSeq names its product crossover junction endonuclease (gene mus81). The transcript is spliced from 2 exons. Lineage: Eukaryota; Evosea; Eumycetozoa; Acytosteliales; Acytosteliaceae. Gene Ontology annotation, biological process: double-strand break repair via break-induced replication; DNA catabolic process; resolution of meiotic recombination intermediates. The coding region runs from base 1 to 2427 and encodes 808 amino acids. Gene Ontology annotation, cellular component: Holliday junction resolvase complex; nucleus. The record is from RefSeq and is a predicted model, not a curated record. Gene Ontology annotation, molecular function: crossover junction DNA endonuclease activity; 3'-flap endonuclease activity; DNA binding.
AUGUCAAAAUCGAAUCAACAGCAACAACCAUGUAUAAAUUCACAUAUAGUAUCAUGUCUAAGUCAACAUAUAAUAACUCUAAAGUCAAGAGGUGAUGUUAAGAAAAUCGCUACUUAUAAGAAGGCUAUCAAUUCAAUAACGGCGUACCCAUUACCGAUCUUUAGUGGUAAAGAAUGUGAGAUUCUCUCGGGUGUUGGUCCAUCUAUUUCAAAGUUGAUCGAUAGUCAUCUUGCAAAACAUCCUCAUCCUCUCUAUCCCAAUGGACCAAACACACCUCUCAAAAAGAUAUUAAACUACAACAACAAUAACAAUAAUAAUAUUAAUAAUAAAAGUAGUAAUAGUAUUUCAUCAACAAUUACAGAUACAACUACAAAAUCUAAAUCAAAAAAAUCAUCUUCUAGUAAAUCAAAUAAAUCAAUAGAAGAUGAUAAAGAUAAUGAUAGUAAUAGUAAUAGUAAUAGUAAAUUAAAGAAAACAAAGAAAUCAUCAAAGUCUAAAGUAAAAGAAUCAGAUAAGGAAAAUAUCGAUCCAAAUUUUAUUGAUUUGGAUGAGGAAAGUGAUAAUAUUGUAAAUAAUCAGAAUAAUCAGAAUAAUCAGAAUAAUAAUAAAACACCAAAGAAAUCACCAGCCAGAAUAAUAAACAAUAAUUCCAAUCGAUUCGAUUUCAACUUUGACGAGAUUAUGCCGAUGAGUCCAGGUGGUAAAACAUAUCAGUCAUGUGAUCCAGUUACUCCAAUGAAUAGCGAUAAGAGUUUCCAAAUGGACUUGACGAUGGAUGGCAACGAUAACAGUAACUUUUCUUUUGAUUUUGGCACUCCAACCAAGUUAGCAUCAACAACAGUAUCACCUAGGAAAUCACAUAAGAAAUCACCAACCAAAUACCGAUCUCCAUCAACAACAACAACAUCCUAUUUAUUUUCACCAUUAAAAUCACCACUUUUCACUCCGCCGAAAUCACCACAGAGAUUCAUUAUCGGAUCGCCCAACAGAUCAAUAAAAUCACCUUUGUCAACACUUUUUACACCACCCAGCUCGUCCUCAUUUGCAAGAUCAUCAUUUCAAUUCAUUUCACCAGCUCCAAUUGAAUUGGAGUCAAAUUACCUUUCUGAUGACAAUGAUAAUGUUACGGAUUCAGGUAUACUUCACUGGUCACCAUCAAAUAAAUCACAAACUCCCUCAAAGUCAACAAGAGAACAUAAUCUAAUUUCACCAUUCAAAUCACCAUUCAAAUCACCAUUUAGAUUAAAUGGAACACCUAAGCGUUUAAAGAAUUGCACUUCACCUUUUGCCAGAUUAUAUAAUAGCCAUUUGAACAGUAUCAAUAGAGAUAAUAAUGAUUUCCCACCUUCUCCAUUCAAAUCGACAACACCAAAGACAACAACGACGACAACAACAACAUCAACGACAAAUCCAUUAUCCUCUCCAGCAAAGCUACUACUUAAAAGAAAAUGUGAUUUAGAUGUAGAUAGUAAUGUAUAUAGUAAGGAAUUAGAAUCAAAGAGCAAAUCAACAAAUAAGAGAUCAAGAAUCAAUUUUAACGAUAAUCCAGCUAAUUCACCACUACCAUCAUCAUCAUUAGAUACACAACCAACAAUACCCAUUUCAUUACCAUCAAACAUCACUAUUCAAUCAAAGACAUUACCAUUUCCAAAGAAUAUUAUUAUAUUUAAGAAAGUAUUAUGUAUUGUCGAUAAUAGAGAAGUGAAAUCAAGAAAACGUAUCGAUGAUCUAAGUAGUUCCAUUAUCGACGGUCGAUACAAAGAACAGAAAUUUAGAUUAUCGCGUUGCGGUUGUAAGAAUAUCUUUUAUGUGGUGGAGGGUCGUAUGCACAAAGAGAAUGGUUGGGGUACCGUCAACUAUGGUCUGCCUGUGGAGACACUCACCAGUGCAUUGGUAUCGACAUUCCUUCAUGAUGACAUUGUAGUGCGUGAGACACCCAACCUCGAUGCAACCAUAGACUUUAUCAAACAAACGACAGAGUUGAUAAAGUCAAAAGUUAAAGCUCAGUUGUUUGAUAAAUCAAAGUUGGACACAUCGUUUCAAUCGUCAGCAGCAGCAGCAUCAAGUAGGAGAACAUCAUUAUUUGUUCGCACAACAACAACAACAACAACAUCGAGUGAUGGAAACGAUAUAUGUACUCUGGAAUCAUUUAAUAAAAGGAAUCAAAAGAAUAAGGAUAUACCACUGCAAGAGUUCUUUGCUGCCAUGCUCAUGCAAAUAAGCGGUUGUUCCUCAGAGAAAUCAGCAUCGAUUGUCGAACUCUAUCCAUCGCCACUCGCUCUGACGCUUGCCUAUCAGAAGUUGAAUACCGACGACGAUCGUUUAUCAAUGCUCAAAGACAUAAGAUAUGGUCAACAAAAAAAGAAGAUUGGACCGGCUAUCAGUCAAUUAAUUGCCACCUAUUAUUGUGAUUUAAAUUUAAAUUAA